GGAGGAUAAACUGAGCGGACAAAGAUGUAAAUAAAAACAGGCGUCCCGCAGCUUCGCCUGACUUUUUGGAUCAAUCAGACAGACAGUGGCUUCUUUUGAUUAAGCCUCAAAUUGUCAUUGGACAGAGGUAAUCAUGUGACAGGCAAUUCGGUCCAAUUUCAACCUUGUCUCCAUGAAUUCAAUAGUUUAAUAGUAGCUCGGUCCCCACACGGCCGUAAUCAGUGAAAUAGAACCAAAAAAAAUAAAAACCCAACCACGAGAUUUUUCUACAUGAUUUUUUUUUCUUUCCUCGUCCUCACUGAGCCGCAACAUUUAUAAAAAUACGCGUGCAAACUUUCCUCGGCUCUCAGGGAGCGGAGAUGAAUUACGAAUUCGAGCGAGAGAGCGGUUUUAUCAAUAGUCAGCCGUCGCUUGCUGAGUGCCUGACAUCUUUCCCCCCUGUCGCUGAUUCAUUUCAAAGUUCAUCAAUCAAGAGCUCGACGCUUUCACGCCCGACACUGAUUCCUCCUCCCUUUGAGCAGACCAUUCCCAGCCUGAACCCGGGCAGCCAUCCGCGCCACGGCCGGCCUAGGCACAGCCCCGACGGAUGCAGCCAGCUACCCACCGCCUCCCUACCCCCGGAGUACCCUUGGAUGCGGGAGAAGAAAGCCUCCAAGAGGAACCACCUGCCAACCUCCACCGCUACCACCAUCUCCAAUGGACCCGUGUGUUUUUCUCCAAAAGGCUCGCCUGAGAUUGUGGAGAGCGGCGGCGGCGGCGGCGGGGGAGGAGGAGGAGGAGGCUCCCGGCGGCUGAGGACGGCGUACACCAACACCCAGCUGCUGGAGCUGGAGAAGGAGUUCCACUUCAACAAGUAUCUGUGUCGGCCGAGGAGGGUGGAAAUAGCCGCUCUGCUGGACCUGACCGAGAGGCAGGUCAAGGUCUGGUUCCAGAACCGACGCAUGAAGCACAAGCGCCAGACCCAGAGCAAGGAGAACCACAACGGGGACGGGAAAGGCGCCGGAGCCGAGGACAGCAUCCACAGCGAGGAGGAGGAGGAGGAGGACGAGGCCCCGCAGCUGUACGAGCGGAGUGGGGCCCUGCUGGAAAGAGAUACCUGCUCCUUUCAAAACAACUCUCUGGCCUCGUCACAGCAGCUUCACAAUGGAGAGUCCCUGCACGGCUUUGCUGCUGCGCCGCUGAACAGCAAUGACAAAAAUCUGAAACAUUUUCCCAACCCGUCACCCACUGUUCCGGGCUGCAUGUCAACAAUGGGCCCCGGCUCGGCAUCUGACCCGGACAAUGGCGACAGUCCCCCGGCCCUGGAUGUUUCUAUACACGACUUUCAGCCUUUCUCCUCGGAUUCCUGCCUACAACUUUCCGACGCGGCCUCGCCGAGCUUGUCAGAAUCUCUGGACAGCCCGGUGGACAUUUCCACGGACACUUUCUAUUUUUUCUCGGAGUCUCUAACUACAAUCGACCUGCAGCAUCUGAACUAUUAAUUCACACCAAUCAGAGUAACCAUUUUUUUGAGGGGGUAAGAUGGACAAUAAAUAUCAGGCUAGAAUGGUGUUACCUCGGGUGUUGUUUGUAAAUUCGGCACAUUUAUUCUCUUGAUUUUCUUUCUUUUUUUUCUUUGACUUGACAGUUUAUUCAAGGUAAGGACGGACUUGUCUCGUUGAAGUAGCUCUUCUUCAGAAAGUGGCUUGUAAUUACCAUAAGAAAUCGAUCUCUUGGAAUGGAAAUUAUGAGUGUAUGUGAAUAAUGAUACAAUAUUAGGCCUAUGGAACCUGGUCGUUUUUAUUUUUGUAUAGCUCCCAACGUCUUGGAUAUUUUUGUUAGAAUACAAUUAACUUGCUACAAUCCCUUUU
Cynoglossus semilaevis (tongue sole) is the source of this 1850-nucleotide messenger RNA. RefSeq names its product homeobox protein Hox-A2a. Lineage: Eukaryota; Metazoa; Chordata; Actinopteri; Pleuronectiformes; Cynoglossidae. Gene Ontology annotation, biological process: regulation of transcription by RNA polymerase II. The record is from RefSeq and is a predicted model, not a curated record. Gene Ontology annotation, molecular function: RNA polymerase II cis-regulatory region sequence-specific DNA binding; DNA-binding transcription factor activity, RNA polymerase II-specific. The coding region runs from base 360 to 1481 and encodes 373 amino acids. The transcript is spliced from 2 exons. Gene Ontology annotation, cellular component: nucleus.